Molecule: messenger RNA, 1206 nt
Organism: Brettanomyces bruxellensis
Lineage: Eukaryota; Fungi; Ascomycota; Pichiomycetes; Pichiales; Pichiaceae
Exons: 2
Coding region: 1-1206 (401 amino acids)
Source: RefSeq, a predicted model, not a curated record
AUGGCAUCAGAUUGUUCUUCGUACUAUGAAGUUGGCAAGACCGACUUCAUCCUCAGUUGGGUGCUUGUGGUCGGUAUUUACAUCUCGUUUGUUCCACAACACGUUCGUGUGAUUAGACGACGAACCAGUGAGGGACUUUCACCGUCAUAUUUGUUGAUGGGGUCCAUUUCUGCAUUUGCCUCAUUCGUCAAUAUGUAUUUGGUGACUGUUCCAGCCAGGCAUUGCUGCACUGUGGAUCUCAAUGCCUAUCAGUGCGCAAAUGCCAUGACCGGCUAUAUCCAGAUGAUAUACCGGUACUAUCUCUUUUUCGUGAUUUAUGUCAUAGUCAACUUCAUCGCCUGUAUUUGUGUGGUCCACGCACCCGGACAACAACAUGGACGUAAUGCUUACGCAGAUGUCAGUGGUGUUGUCUCGUUGAUUUUGCAGGUUGUCCAGUAUCUUCCCCAAUUAUGGACCACAUACCGAAUCAGGGAGCCUGGAACUCUCUCCAUUCCUUCUUUGGUCAUUCAAGUGCCCGGAACCUUUUACUGGGCAUACUCUCUUUACGAUGAGGCCGACUCUAAGUGGAGUUCCUACCUCCCCUUCUUUGCUGCCGCCUCACUUCAAGGAAUCUUGUUGUUGAUGUGCAUUUUCUACAGAUGGAGAAUGCAUGUUCGCAAAUCUCGCCAACUUACUCUCCAAUCGAGCGACCAGGAUAGCGUCGACGACGCGGCGGAUACAGACGGCUCUGUUAUUGCAAGUAACUCCUCUUCUAGAACUGCCGAUCCCGAACAGGGUGUGCUUUCGCACCGAAACAGUCAAGCUGCAGUCUCCGAAAAUGGUCGCACAUCCUUGCACCGCGAAGAUCGCGACGGCUCCCAGGAUGUGUCUGACAUGCAGAUUCCAGCCUUAUCUGCAGCCCACGUCAACAGCAUUGUUUCUCGUGCCGGCAGCAUUAUUUCUGAAACGGUUCCUGCUGUUCACAGUGCGCAGAAUCGGGCGUCGGACGUCGGAAAAGCGGUUGACGCGUCGAUCGACGCGCACUCCCUGGUGUCGAACGGGAUUUCCGUGGUAGCCUCACGAUCGCCUAGCAUCAUUGCCGAUAAAGCCAACACUACGGAGAACGCGUUUCCCCUCAGUGCAACUAGAAGCACGUUUGAUCUUCAGACGGCGAUUAACAUGGAAACGCCACAGAGAUCGUUGGAUGCUACAUCCUUGCACAAGUGA